Messenger RNA from Alosa sapidissima (American shad), 1885 nucleotides. RefSeq lists its product as uncharacterized. The transcript is spliced from 7 exons. Gene Ontology annotation, molecular function: DNA strand exchange activity; DNA binding. Gene Ontology annotation, biological process: DNA recombination. The coding region runs from base 203 to 1558 and encodes 451 amino acids. The record is from RefSeq and is a predicted model, not a curated record. NCBI's taxonomy places the organism in Eukaryota, Metazoa, Chordata, Actinopteri, Clupeiformes, Clupeidae.
GUGAUCUGAGGAAGGCCGAAACGUUAUCACUAAUAAAGAACCUCAAAAUGAUGGACUCGGAGUGUGCGGCACCUCUCUAACGUACUGACUAACUUUAGGCGGCCAGCACCUCGCAAUCUGGUGUGCGUCUGCAUCUUCUCACAAGUUUGCUCAUUGGGCCACCGCUUGGAUUUUCUUGUGAGACCACCUUAGGAAGCUGGUCAUGUCGAACGCAUUAAUGCAGUAUGUGAUGGAAAGACUGCGCGACAGAGUUCAUCGGGCUCUCCAACAAACACCCCUUGAUCCUGACUUCCUAGAAUUCGUUUGCACACAGGAACUGGUUUUCAUGGACAUUAUUGCCCAGCAUGUUCCAGUGCCUCCAGAGGUCAUGGACAGAUUAAUUGAGCUGUGCAGGGCACUUCAGCAGUUGAGAGUGCACCAAGACGAUCACUUACCAAUGCCAAUUCAUUUUGAAAGAUGUCCUGGGAGUGGGCGACCAAAAAUCGCAAUCAAUAUGGAUUAUGUACAGCAUCUGAUGGAAAACGGACACCCAGUGAUCACAAUUGCCAACUUUCUGGGGGUGUCCCGUGCAACACUGUAUAGAUCCAUGGCUGGCCAUAACCUGCCUGGCAAGCUAGCUCAGUACAGUAGGUGUUCAGAUGCUGAGCUUGAUGAACUGGUGUCUCAGGUAAAACAGUGGUGGCCACACUCAGGCUACAGAACAAUGAGGGGAGCACUUGGAAGACUAGGCCAUCAGGUUCAGUGGGAUCGCAUCAGGGCAGCAAUGCACAGAGUGGACAGCCUUGGGGUUGUGUCAAGGAUGACUCAGCUGGGAUGUGUUGUAAGGCGCACAUACUCUGUUCCAUGCCCCAAGUACCUCUUUCAUAUUGACACAAACCACAAACUGAUACGGUAUAACAUUGUCAUAUUUGGAGGCAUUGAUGGUUUCUCACGCAAGAUAAUGUACUUGAAUGCGGAUGACAACAACAGGUCCGACACAAACCUUGCCUUUUUCAGCCAGGCUGUUCAAGAGUUUGGAUAUCCUCUCAGAGUGCGAGCAGAUCAUGGAGGGGAAAAUGUGGGUGUUGCCCGAUUGAUGUUCACCAUGCGCGGACCAGAGAGUGGGUGCUUUAUUGCAGGAAAAAGUGUUCAUAACCAGAGAAUUGAAAGACUUUGGCGCGAUGUCUGGAUGGGGGCCACCAAUGUGUACUACCACAUUUUUCAAAUGCUGGAGGAAGAGGGCCACCUCGACCUGACAAACACCACCCACUUCUUCUGUCUGCAUUACGUCUUCCUGCCUCGUCUCCAGUUGACCUUGGACCUGUUUCGUGGAGGAUGGGACAACCACCCCUUGAGGACAGAGCAGAACAUGACACCAAACCAGCUAUGGGAGCUUGGUCAAAUGCAGCAUCCAAUUCCCGAUCCAGAGGAGUUAAACAUUCCUGAAAUAGAUUGGGAGCAGAGUGGAGACGUGCCAGAGAACCAUCUUGGAGUAAACGUUCCUCAGUUCGAGAGCCCACUCAGCCCAGAGGAACUCAGUGGACUGCAGGAACACAUUGAUCCGUUGCAGCAAUCAUAGUCCAAUGGUGUGGACAUUUAUUUGGCAACGGUCACAUAUGUCCAAAACUUGGUAGAGAACCAUUAAAGGUAUAGUCAGUGAUUGUGUUAUUGUUUGGAGACUGUUUGUAGCAAAGAUUCUUGAGUGCAGCAAAUCUUUUGUUUGCAUUGCAGCUGCAGCCAGGGGGAGGGGGGGGUUUGGGGGGUUUUCAGAGCCUGUGACGGUUGUCUGUUGAAUAUCAUAGAAAGACUGAAUUUCCUUACAUAGACCCAACAGAAUGAAGAGCUAGUGAGUUGUGUGAGUGAGUUGACUAUACCUGUGUACAAUUUGCUACAAUGGUACAAUAAA